Messenger RNA from Daucus carota subsp. sativus, 1692 nucleotides. Its product is annotated as serine carboxypeptidase-like 17. The coding region runs from base 121 to 1539 and encodes 472 amino acids. Lineage: Eukaryota; Viridiplantae; Streptophyta; Magnoliopsida; Apiales; Apiaceae. The record is from RefSeq and is a predicted model, not a curated record. Gene Ontology annotation, molecular function: acyltransferase activity, transferring groups other than amino-acyl groups; serine-type carboxypeptidase activity. The transcript is spliced from 14 exons. Gene Ontology annotation, biological process: secondary metabolic process; proteolysis.
UUGAUUUCUCAGAAAACAAUGGCUUUCUAUGGAAGUACAUGAUAUAUAAAGAAUGCGCGCAGAACUACAGGAGCAGCCGUUGCAUCAAACUUGCAAAUAAAGAGCACGUAAUCACCGAAGAUGGCCAGCUUCUACCAUUUAUAUUAUCUACUGCUUUUACUUGUUAGCGUAAUAAUACUACAAGAGCUGCCCCAGCAAAUGGCUGCAGACUAUCAUUCACCACUUAUCAAGUACCUUCCUGGUUUCCAAGGACCGCUCCCUUUUGAACUCACAACUGGGUAUGUUGGGGUGGAUGAAGCAGAGGAUGUGCAGUUGUUCUAUUAUUUCGUAAAGUCUCAGGCUAAUCCAGAAAAUGAUCCUCUUAUUCUCUGGAUCACUGGAGGCCCUGGUUGUUCUUCUUUCACCGCUCUUGCUUAUGAAUUUGGUCCAUUAUAUUUUGAGCAAUUGGUUUAUGAUGGGACUUUGCCUUCCCUGAUUUUAAAUCCUACCACGUGGACAAAGGAAGCAAGUAUAAUAUUUCUGGACUUGCCAGUUGGUACUGGUUUUUCCUUCGGCAGGACAUCGAAUGCUUCUCACUCCACCGACACGCAAGCAUGUUUUCAAGCCCUGCAGUUUCUAAAAAAGUGGCUCAUUAGUCAUACUGAAUUUGUGACAAAUCCAUUCUAUGUUGGCGGAGACUCAUACUCAGGAAUUUUUGUUCCAAUUAUCACCGAAAUGAUCUCAAAUGAAAAUGAGGCUAAAGCUGGUCCUGAACAGUCUAUUAACCUGAAGGGUUACCUGCUUGGAAAUCCAUCAACAUUCCCUGAUGAGAAAAACUUCCGCUUCGCCUUUGCUCAUGGAAUGGGAAUUAUUCCUGACGAAUUAUACGAGUCAUUAAGAAGAAAUUGUGGACCUGAUUACCAGAAGUCAGAUUCUGAUAGCGCAGAGUGUUCAAAAGAUUUAGAGGCUUAUGAACUGUGUAAGAGUGGACUCAGUAAAGUACAAAUUUUGGAGAUGAAGUGUGCGGAGCCGCUGCGCAGGUCAUUGUCUUAUGAAGAAAUAGCUGUUGUGGAUAGAUUUGGAAACCAGAAUAAUGCUGAAUCAAUACUUUCUGAGUUUGAAUGCCGUGAUGAUGGAUAUCCUCUAUCUAAUUACUGGAUUAACGAUGAGAAUGUGCAGAAAGCGCUACAUAUUAGACCGGGGAAUGUAGGAAAAUGGGAAAGAUGCGGUAGAUUAUCCUAUAAAUUUGUGAUCGCCGACACUAGACCAUAUCAUGCAAACCUUAGCAGGAAAGGUUAUAGAUCGCUCAUAUACAGCGGCGACCAUGACAUGAUUGUGCCAUUUCAAUCAACUCAAGCUUGGAUAAGAGGUUUAAACUACUCUAUUAUCGAUGAUUGGCGACCAUGGAUAGUAGAAGGACAAUAUGCUGGUUAUACAAGGACUUACUCCAACAACAUGACUUUUGCUACUGUUAAGGGAGGAGGCCAUACAGCUCCAGAAUACAAGCCUGCUGAAUGUUAUGCUAUGUUCAAAAGAUGGCUAUCGAGCAAGCCUUUAUAACCCGACUAUCUUUUUUCAAUUCAGUAGUUUGUGCUAUGUAUUUUGAUGUGCUGGUGUGUUGAAAUUAUAAGCCGGCCAUUAUUUAAUUUUUUUCAUUUCAUCAGCUUAGCAAGAAUUUAAGGCAAGUAGAAAUUAAUUUUACUAUUAUAUAUC